Messenger RNA from Pygoscelis adeliae (Adelie penguin), 1367 nucleotides. Its product is annotated as synaptojanin-2-binding protein-like. Gene Ontology annotation, molecular function: protein binding. The transcript has 6 exons. NCBI's taxonomy places the organism in Eukaryota, Metazoa, Chordata, Aves, Sphenisciformes, Spheniscidae. Bases 1 to 633 code for a protein of 210 amino acids. The record is from RefSeq and is a predicted model, not a curated record.
AUGACGGCCGGUGCCCUGCGUGAGGGAGAGCUAGCUGGGUCCGGCUUUGUCUUCUGCGAGAAGAGCGGCCGGGAGCACCGGCUGCGGCUGGUGUCUCGGAUGAAACAACUCAAAUUUGGUUUUUCCCAGGAGUUGCCUGGAGUGCUGCACAUCUCCAGUGCAGCUCCGGGUGAAGGUUGUUCCCAUGCAGGGCUGGGGUCGGUCCUGGCCCCCGUGCCAGUGGUCACAACCGAAAGGCUUUCUCUUUGGCUUACCUUAGGGCUGGGCUUCAACAUUGUUGGUGGGACAGAUCAGCAGUACAUUUCCAAUGACAGCAGCAUCUAUGUCAGCCGGAUCAAAAAGGAUGGGGCAGCUUACCUUGAUGGCCGAUUACAAGAAGGAGAUAAAAUUUUAGCGGUCAAUGGCAGAGACUUGAAGGAUUUGCGGCACAAGGAUGCUGUGGAACUGUUCAGGAAUGCAGGCUGUGACGUGUCUCUGAAAAUUCAGCGCAGGUUGCAGCCACAAAAUGGCCCUGUGGGUCAUCAAGGCAAUGGAGAACCAGGUGGGCUUCCUCUAGCAGCCAUUCUUGUGCCAGGCCUGGCGCUUGCUGCAGCAGCGGUUUGGAUCUUGCUGAGGUAUCGACAGCGGAUGUGAAGAGUUCACAUUUUGGAUAUCACUGCAUAUUUUACACAGCUAUGACGUUAAUUUAAAGAUAGAGAAUCAACGAUCUUAUCACAGACUGAUGUCAAAAAGGAUCAUUGCCUAUCAUAAAGCUGCUGCUGCUGUUCUUUAAAUAUUGAUUUUGUUGCAGGGUGGAUGGAAGCAGAGGAAGGGAUGUGACUGUUCAUGUAUAGAAUGGAAUAGCUCUGUUUUUGACUAAUCUGAGGAGGUUUUGCCAUCCCCCUCUAUUUUGCACCAUGAACUUUCAAACACACUCAUGUAUUCCAUGUUUUAAGAUGUGACUUUUGGUCAAAGGGGGUGGGGGUUGGGUUUUAAAUCAAAAACAUUUACUAGAGGCUUUGCCUUGUUUCCACUGAAUUUUUCUUGAAACUAAUGAUCCCUGGCUGAACCAUGAAUAAAGAGAAGCCACGUGAAGGGUAUAUUAUUUUUUCCAUUGAAUUUUUGUUGGUUGUUGCUAAAUAAAUGCCUUAAGAAAAACGUAUAAAAUUUAAUCUGUGGUUUCACAGGUAAAAUCAUCAGUGUAGCUGCUGAUUUAACAGUAAUAUGCAGUAUUGGUGAGGUGUUCUACCAGUUCUGGAAAGAUAGAAGAUAGCCUGCUGCUAGAAAAAGACUUGGAUUGUCAGAAUGACUGCUCAUUCUUGGGUCAGAGUUGCAAGAGAAAGCUUUCCACAAAAUGCUAGCGUACCAGAGAGAGACAGGCAGACAAU